CUACAUUAUAGUUGCAAUUGAUACUGGUGGUGCUCUUACCAUUUUCCUGGAUCAUAUAUCAUAUUAUUAUCAUUCAUUUUAUAUUGUAAAUGUAUCUCUCCUUGAUCAUCGCUCUUUUUUUGUUUUCCUACUUGUUGGAGACUUAAGAAGGCUCUAAUAUUGUUUAGAAAUACCCAGAGAUUUAAGACACAUGAGAUUCUGAGAUGUAUAACAUGUAAUAUUUGGAAGAAUGUAUGUCUUCUUCUUCGUCGUUUCUUCUUUCCUAUCCAUGGGAGCAUAAGUACAGACAUGAAUCCAUGUUGUGUGGUCUUGCAAAAGUACACACAACCCUACAACUUCUCAGACAAGGUGUGGGUGAAAAAGGUAGUGACAAAGUUGACCUGUCUUCUAAUUUAGCAACAUAACUAUCUCUUUUGAAAGAGAGAGCAUUUUGUGUAAUUCACGUAACACCAGACCCAAACCUUUCCCUCUCUCUACCCAUACUUUCGAUUCAGGAUAUUUUACUCUUGCACUACACUGUUCUUUCACAAACAACACAGAGCAUUGAUUGAAGUACCGGCUGAUAUUUUUUCUGGCAGAGUUCACUGAGUGGAGGGAGAUAUGUAUUUUUGUGAUUUUGUGCAUCAGAAGCAUUGAAGUACCGGCUGGCUCGGUUGGGUUACAAAAUCUGAACUAAAUCUCUCUGUGACAUAACGAAGCAUCAGGCAAUGGACCCAAACACACCUGCAGACUUCUUCCAAGGAUCUUCCAAGUUUCACACAUAUUACUCACAUACCAAGAAGGGUGGUGGGGUAAUCGAUCUAGGUCUCAGCCUUAGGACCAUACAACAUGAAACUUACCUCCCAUCGGGACAAAUGAUAGGUGUUGACGGGUAUGGAGAUCUCAUAGACUGGUCGCAGACCAGAUAUAGCAGCAAUACACAGCUGAAGAGUGAGGAAACUAGAAACCGAAGACUUUCUGAAGAAUAUUACAAUGAUGAAAAAGAGAGCAGAAGAAAAUUGAAUUAUGUAAAGGUAAAUCUAGAUGGCCUAGUGGUGGGCCGCAAGGUUUGCCUUCUUAGUCAAGGAAAUUACUCAACUCUUGCUCUUCAGCUUGACGAUAUGUUUGGGAUGCAGACCACCGUGUCAGGACUGAGGCUGUUCCAGACUGAGUCUGAGUUCUCUUUGGUCUACAGAGACAUGGAAGGUAUCUGGAGGAAUGUUGGGGACGUUCCAUGGAAGUAAGCUCUUCCACUUUCUCUAUACAAUUUUUUUAGUAAAUCACUUUUGUAAUUUGCCUGAAACUCAAUAGAGAGUUUGUCGAAAGCGUGGAUCGGAUGAGAAUUGCAAGAAGAAACCAUGUUCUUCCUCCCUUUUAAGCUUUUUAAGUCGAAGCUUCU
This is a messenger RNA of Camelina sativa (false flax), 1378 nucleotides long. Lineage: Eukaryota; Viridiplantae; Streptophyta; Magnoliopsida; Brassicales; Brassicaceae. The record is from RefSeq and is a predicted model, not a curated record.